This is a messenger RNA of Eubalaena glacialis (North Atlantic right whale), 11190 nucleotides long. RefSeq names its product deleted in malignant brain tumors 1 (gene DMBT1). The record is from RefSeq and is a predicted model, not a curated record. Gene Ontology annotation, cellular component: membrane. NCBI's taxonomy places the organism in Eukaryota, Metazoa, Chordata, Mammalia, Artiodactyla, Balaenidae.
AUGUAUAAGGUCCUGAGAGAGGAGAAACGUCGGUCCAGGAGAGGGGACAGAGGAGGGACAUCGGUCCAGGAGAGGGGACAGAGGAGGGAGGGCAGAGGGCGCCGGCUGGUGAAAGCCGGGGCGGCAGAGAGCGUGACGGCAAGGGCUUUCCACCGUGUCCACGCAGGGUGGCCGGGGAAUGGAGGUGACCGGUGUCAGGGCCAGGUGGAGCUCCUGUACCAAGGCUGCUGGGACACCGUGUGUGACGACAGCUGGGACGCCCGGGAUGCAGACGUUGUUUGCCCACAGCUCGGCUGUGGCCAUUCACUGCCGGCCCUGGGUGGGACCCAGGGACCCACCGGUCAGGGCUCAGGGGACGUUCUCGUGGGCACCGUGCACUGCUUGGGAAGGGAGCACCCCCUGCCCGCCCAGUUGCCCCACAGCGGGUGGUGCGACCGUGAACGUGGCCACGGGGAGCACGCUGGAGUCGGGCGCUCAGCUUCCCGGCCCCAGUCCACGCUCCUGCCAGAGCUCUGGGUGGUGUCCUUGUGCUGCCCUCUAGGGACCGAAUUGGGUUUGGCCCUGAGGCUGGUGAAUGGAGGUGACAGGUGUCAGGGCCGGGUGGAGGUCCUGUACCAAGGCUCCUGGGGCACCGUGUGUGACGACAGCUGGGACACAAACGACGCCGACGUGGUCUGCAGGCAGCUGGGCUGUGGCUGGGCCAUGUCAGCCCCAGGAAAUGCCCGGUACGGUCAGGGCUCAGGGCCGAUCGUCCUGGACGACGUGGGCUGCUCGGGGCACGAGACCUACCUGUGGAGCUGCCCUCACCGUGGCUGGAACACACACAACUGUGGACACAGCGAGGACGCCAGUGUCGUCUGCUCAGAUGCCAGGCCCCAGUCCACACUCCUGCCAGGAUCUGAAUCAGGUUUGGCCCUGAGGCUGGUGAAUGGAGGUGACAGGUGUCAGGGCCGGGUGGAGGUCCUGUACCGAGGCUCCUGGGGCACCGUGUGUGACGACAGCUGGGACACCAACGACGCCAACGUGGUCUGCAGGCAGUUGGGCUGUGGCCGGGCCACGUCGGCCCCAGGAAAUGCCCGGUACGGUCAGGGCUCAGGGCCGAUCGUCCUGGACGACGUGGGCUGCUCGGGGCACGAGACCUACCUGUGGAGCUGCCCUCACAGUGGCUGGAACACACACAACUGUGGACACAGCGAGGACGCCAGUGUCGUCUGCUCAGGUUGGUCUCAAAUAAGCUGCGUUCCUCCGGACCUCUUCCUUCGGAAGACACAGGCGAGUGCAUUUUCCUGUCUCCUUCCAGGAACUGAAUCAGAUUUGGCCCUGAGGCUGGUGAAUGGAAGUGACAUGUGUCAGGGCCGGGUGGAGGUCCUGUACCAAGGCUCCUGGGGCACCGUGUGUGAUGACAGCUGGGACACCAACGACGCCAACGUGGUCUGCAGGCAGCUGGGCUGUGGCUGGGCCAUGUCAGCCCCAGGAAAUGCCCAGUACGGUCAGGGCUCAGGGCCGAUCCUCCUGGACGACGUGGGCUGCUCGGGGCACGAGAGCUACCUGUGGAGCUGCCCUCACAACCCCUGGAACACACACAACUGUAGACACAGCGAGGACGCCAGUGUCGUCUGCUCAGACUCCAAGCCGGCGAGUGCAUUUUCCCGUCUCCUUCCAGGAUCUGAAUCAGGUUUGGCCCUGAGGCUGGUGAAUGGAGGUGACAGGUGUCAGGGCCGGGUGGAGGUCCUGUACCGAGGCUCCUGGGGCACCGUGUGUGACGACAGCUGGGACACCAACGACGCCAACGUGGUCUGCAGGCAGUUGGGCUGUGGCCGGGCCACGUCGGCCCCAGGAAAUGCCCGGUACGGACAGGGCUCAGGGCCGAUCGUCCUGGACGACGUGGGCUGUUCGGGGCACGAGACCUACCUGUGGAGCUGCCCUCACCGUGGCUGGAACACACACAACUGUGGACACAGCGAGGACGCCAGUGUCGUCUGCUCAGGUUGGUCUCAAAUAAGCUGCGUUCCUCCGGACCUCUUCCUUCGGAAGACACAGGCGAGUGCAUUUUCCCGUCUCCUUCCAGGAUCUGAAUCAGGUUUGGCCCUGAGGCUGGUGAAUGGAGGUGACAGGUGUCAGGGCCGGGUGGAGGUCCUGUACCGAGGCUCCUGGGGCACCGUGUGUGACGACAGCUGGGACACCAACGACGCCAACGUGGUCUGCAGGCAGUUGGGCUGUGGCCGGGCCACGUCGGCCCCAGGAAAUGCCCGGUACGGACAGGGCUCAGGGCCGAUCGUCCUGGACGACGUGGGCUGUUCGGGGCACGAGACCUACCUGUGGAGCUGCCCUCACCGUGGCUGGAACACACACAACUGUGGACACAGCGAGGACGCCAGUGUCGUCUGCUCAGGAUCUGAAUCAGGUUUGGCCCUGAGGCUGGUGAAUGGAGGUGACAGGUGUCAGGGCCGGGUGGAGGUCCUGUACCGAGGCUCCUGGGGCACCGUGUGUGACGACAGCUGGGACACCAACGACGCCAACGUGGUCUGCAGGCAGUUGGGCUGUGGCCGGGCCACGUCGGCCCCAGGAAAUGCCCGGUACGGACAGGGCUCAGGGCCGAUCGUCCUGGACGACGUGGGCUGUUCGGGGCACGAGACCUACCUGUGGAGCUGCCCUCACCGUGGCUGGAACACACACAACUGUGGACACAGCGAGGACGCCAGUGUCGUCUGCUCAGGUUGGUCUCAAAUAAGCUGCGUUCCUCCGGACCUCUUCCUUCGGAAGACACAGGCGAGUGCAUUUGCCCGUCUCCUUCCAGGAUCUGAAUCAGGUUUGGCCCUGAGGCUGGUGAAUGGAGGUGACAGGUGUCAGGGCCGGGUGGAGGUCCUGUACCGAGGCUCCUGGGGCACCGUGUGUGACGACAGCUGGGACACCAACGACGCCAACGUGGUCUGCAGGCAGUUGGGCUGUGGCCGGGCCACGUCGGCCCCAGGAAAUGCCCGGUACGGACAGGGCUCAGGGCCGAUCGUCCUGGACGACGUGGGCUGUUCGGGGCACGAGACCUACCUGUGGAGCUGCCCUCACCGUGGCUGGAACACACACAACUGUGGACACAGCGAGGACGCCAGUGUCGUCUGCUCAGGUUGGUCUCAAAUAAGCUGCGUUCCUCCGGACCUCUUCCUUCGGAAGACACAGGCGAGUGCAUUUGCCCGUCUCCUUCCAGGAUCUGAAUCAGGUUUGGCCCUGAGGCUGGUGAAUGGAGGUGACAGGUGUCAGGGCCGGGUGGAGGUCCUGUACCGAGGCUCCUGGGGCACCGUGUGUGACGACAGCUGGGACACCAACGACGCCAACGUGGUCUGCAGGCAGCUGGGCUGUGGCUGGGCCAUGUCAGCCCCAGGAAAUGCCCAGUACGGUCAGGGCUCAGGGCCGAUCCUCCUGGACGACGUGGGCUGCUCGGGGCACGAGAGCUACCUGUGGAGCUGCCCUCACAACCCCUGGAACACACACAACUGUAGACACAGCGAGGACGCCAGUGUCGUCUGCUCAGGUUGGUCUCAAAUAAGCUGCGUUCCUCCGGACCUCUUCCUUCGGAAGACACAGGCGAGUGCAUUUGCCCGUCUCCUUCCAGGAUCUGAAUCAGGUUUGGCCCUGAGGCUGGUGAAUGGAGGUGACAGGUGUCAGGGCCGGGUGGAGGUCCUGUACCGAGGCUCCUGGGGCACCGUGUGUGACGACAGCUGGGACACCAACGACGCCAACGUGGUCUGCAGGCAGUUGGGCUGUGGCCGGGCCACGUCGGCCCCAGGAAGUGCCCGGUACGGUCAGGGCUCAGGGCCGAUCGUCCUGGACGACGUGGGCUGCUCGGGGCACGAGACCUACCUGUGGAGCUGCCCUCACAGUGGCUGGAACACACACAACUGUGGACACAGCGAGGACGCCAGUGUCGUCUGCUCAGGUUGGUCUCAAAUAAGCUGCGUGUCCCUCUCUGGGGAUGCCAGGCCCCAGUCCACGCUCCUGCCAGGAUCUGAAUCAGGUUUGGCCCUGAGGCUGGUGAAUGGAGGUGACAGGUGUCAGGGCCGGGUGGAGGUCCUGUACCGAGGCUCCUGGGGCACCGUGUGUGACGACAGCUGGGACACCAACGACGCCAACGUGGUCUGCAGGCAGUUGGGCUGUGGCCGGGCCACGUCGGCCCCAGGAAAUGCCCGGUACGGUCAGGGCUCAGGGCCGAUCGUCCUGGACGACGUGGGCUGCUCGGGGCACGAGACCUACCUGUGGAGCUGCCCUCACCGUGGCUGGAACACACACAACUGUGGACACAGCGAGGACGCCAGUGUCGUCUGCUCAGGUUGGUCUCAAAUAAGCUGCGUUCCUCCGGACCUCUUCCUUCGGAAGACACAGGCGAGUGCAUUUGCCCGUCUCCUUCCAGGAUCUGAAUCAGGUUUGGCCCUGAGGCUGGUGAAUGGAGGUGACAGGUGUCAGGGCCGGGUGGAGGUCCUGUACCGAGGCUCCUGGGGCACCGUGUGUGACGACAGCUGGGACACCAACGACGCCAACGUGGUCUGCAGGCAGUUGGGCUGUGGCCGGGCCACGUCGGCCCCAGGAAAUGCCCGGUACGGUCAGGGCUCAGGGCCGAUCGUCCUGGACGACGUGGGCUGCUCGGGGCACGAGACCUACCUGUGGAGCUGCCCUCACAGUGGCUGGAACACACACAACUGUGGACACAGCGAGGACGCCAGUGUCGUCUGCUCAGGUUGGUCUCAAAUAAGCUGCGUUCCUCCGGACCUCUUCCUUCGGAAGACACAGGCGAGUGCAUUUGCCCGUCUCCUUCCAGGAUCUGAAUCAGGUUUGGCCCUGAGGCUGGUGAAUGGAGGUGACAGGUGUCAGGGCCGGGUGGAGGUCCUGUACCGAGGCUCCUGGGGCACCGUGUGUGACGACAGCUGGGACACCAACGACGCCAACGUGGUCUGCAGGCAGUUGGGCUGUGGCCGGGCCACGUCGGCCCCAGGAAAUGCCCGGUACGGUCAGGGCUCAGGGCCGAUCGUCCUGGACGACGUGGGCUGCUCGGGGCACGAGACCUACCUGUGGAGCUGCCCUCACAGUGGCUGGAACACACACAACUGUGGACACAGCGAGGACGCCAGUGUCGUCUGCUCAGGUUGGUCUCAAAUAAGCUGCGUUCCUCCGGACCUCUUCCUUCGGAAGACACAGGCGAGUGCAUUUUCCUGUCUCCUUCCAGGAACUGAAUCAGGUUUGGCCCUGAGGCUGGUGAAUGGUAGUGACAUGUGUCAGGGCCGGGUGGAGGUCCUGUACCAAGGCUCCUGGGGCACCGUGUGUGACGACAGCUGGGACACCAACGACGCCAACGUGGUCUGCAGGCAGCUGGGCUGUGGCUGGGCCAUGUCAGCCCCAGGAAAUGCCCAGUACGGUCAGGGCUCAGGGCCGAUCCUCCUGGACGACGUGGGCUGCUCGGGGCACGAGACCUACCUGUGGAGCUGCCCUCACAGUGGCUGGAACACACACAACUGUGGACACAGCGAGGACGCCAGUGUCGUCUGCUCAGGAUCUGAAUCAGGUUUGGCCCUGAGGCUGGUGAAUGGAGGUGACAGGUGUCAGGGCCGGGUGGAGGUCCUGUACCGAGGCUCCUGGGGCACCGUGUGUGACGACAGCUGGGACACCAACGACGCCAACGUGGUCUGCAGGCAGUUGGGCUGUGGCCGGGCCACGUCGGCCCCAGGAAAUGCCCGGUACGGUCAGGGCUCAGGGCCGAUCGUCCUGGACGACGUGGGCUGCUCGGGGCACGAGACCUACCUGUGGAGCUGCCCUCACAGUGGCUGGAACACACACAACUGUGGACACAGCGAGGACGCCAGUGUCGUCUGCUCAGGUUGGUCUCAAAUAAGCUGCGUUCCUCCGGACCUCUUCCUUCGGAAGACACAGGCGAGUGCAUUUGCCCGUCUCCUUCCAGGAUCUGAAUCAGGUUUGGCCCUGAGGCUGGUGAAUGGAGGUGACAGGUGUCAGGGCCGGGUGGAGGUCCUGUACCGAGGCUCCUGGGGCACCGUGUGUGACGACAGCUGGGACACCAACGACGCCAACGUGGUCUGCAGGCAGUUGGGCUGUGGCCGGGCCACGUCGGCCCCAGGAAAUGCCCGGUACGGUCAGGGCUCAGGGCCGAUCGUCCUGGACGACGUGGGCUGCUCGGGGCACGAGACCUACCUGUGGAGCUGCCCUCACAGUGGCUGGAACACACACAACUGUGGACACAGCGAGGACGCCAGUGUCGUCUGCUCAGGUUGGUCUCAAAUAAGCUGCGUUCCUCCGGACCUCUUCCUUCGGAAGACACAGGCGAGUGCAUUUGCCCGUCUCCUUCCAGGAUCUGAAUCAGGUUUGGCCCUGAGGCUGGUGAAUGGAGGUGACAGGUGUCAGGGCCGGGUGGAGGUCCUGUACCGAGGCUCCUGGGGCACCGUGUGUGACGACAGCUGGGACACCAACGACGCCAACGUGGUCUGCAGGCAGUUGGGCUGUGGCCGGGCCACGUCGGCCCCAGGAAAUGCCCGGUACGGUCAGGGCUCAGGGCCGAUCGUCCUGGACGACGUGGGCUGCUCGGGGCACGAGACCUACCUGUGGAGCUGCCCUCACAGUGGCUGGAACACACACAACUGUGGACACAGCGAGGACGCCAGUGUCGUCUGCUCAGGUUGGUCUCAAAUAAGCUGCGUUCCUCCGGACCUCUUCCUUCGGAAGACACAGGCGAGUGCAUUUGCCCGUCUCCUUCCAGGAUCUGAAUCAGGUUUGGCCCUGAGGCUGGUGAAUGGAGGUGACAGGUGUCAGGGCCGGGUGGAGGUCCUGUACCGAGGCUCCUGGGGCACCGUGUGUGACGACAGCUGGGACACCAACGACGCCAACGUGGUCUGCAGGCAGUUGGGCUGUGGCCGGGCCACGUCGGCCCCAGGAAAUGCCCGGUACGGUCAGGGCUCAGGGCCGAUCGUCCUGGACGACGUGGGCUGCUCGGGGCACGAGACCUACCUGUGGAGCUGCCCUCACAGUGGCUGGAACACACACAACUGUGGACACAGCGAGGACGCCAGUGUCGUCUGCUCAGGUUGGUCUCAAAUAAGCUGCGUUCCUCCGGACCUCUUCCUUCGGAAGACACAGGCGAGUGCAUUUGCCCGUCUCCUUCCAGGAUCUGAAUCAGGUUUGGCCCUGAGGCUGGUGAAUGGAGGUGACAGGUGUCAGGGCCGGGUGGAGGUCCUGUACCGAGGCUCCUGGGGCACCGUGUGUGACGACAGCUGGGACACCAACGACGCCAACGUGGUCUGCAGGCAGUUGGGCUGUGGCCGGGCCACGUCGGCCCCAGGAAAUGCCCGGUACGGUCAGGGCUCAGGGCCGAUCGUCCUGGACGACGUGGGCUGCUCGGGGCACGAGACCUACCUGUGGAGCUGCCCUCACAGUGGCUGGAACACACACAACUGUGGACACAGCGAGGACGCCAGUGUCGUCUGCUCAGGUUGGUCUCAAAUAAGCUGCGUUCCUCCGGACCUCUUCCUUCGGAAGACACAGGCGAGUGCAUUUGCCCGUCUCCUUCCAGGAUCUGAAUCAGGUUUGGCCCUGAGGCUGGUGAAUGGAGGUGACAGGUGUCAGGGCCGGGUGGAGGUCCUGUACCGAGGCUCCUGGGGCACCGUGUGUGACGACAGCUGGGACACCAACGACGCCAACGUGGUCUGCAGGCAGUUGGGCUGUGGCCGGGCCACGUCGGCCCCAGGAAAUGCCCGGUACGGUCAGGGCUCAGGGCCGAUCGUCCUGGACGACGUGGGCUGCUCGGGGCACGAGACCUACCUGUGGAGCUGCCCUCACAGUGGCUGGAACACACACAACUGUGGACACAGCGAGGACGCCAGUGUCGUCUGCUCAGGUUGGUCUCAAAUAAGCUGCGUUCCUCCGGACCUCUUCCUUCGGAAGACACAGGCGAGUGCAUUUGCCCGUCUCCUUCCAGGAUCUGAAUCAGGUUUGGCCCUGAGGCUGGUGAAUGGAGGUGACAGGUGUCAGGGCCGGGUGGAGGUCCUGUACCGAGGCUCCUGGGGCACCGUGUGUGACGACAGCUGGGACACCAACGACGCCAACGUGGUCUGCAGGCAGUUGGGCUGUGGCCGGGCCACGUCGGCCCCAGGAAAUGCCCGGUACGGUCAGGGCUCAGGGCCGAUCGUCCUGGACGACGUGGGCUGCUCGGGGCACGAGACCUACCUGUGGAGCUGCCCUCACAGUGGCUGGAACACACACAACUGUGGACACAGCGAGGACGCCAGUGUCGUCUGCUCAGGUUGGUCUCAAAUAAGCUGCGUUCCUCCGGACCUCUUCCUUCGGAAGACACAGGCGAGUGCAUUUGCCCGUCUCCUUCCAGGAUCUGAAUCAGGUUUGGCCCUGAGGCUGGUGAAUGGAGGUGACAGGUGUCAGGGCCGGGUGGAGGUCCUGUACCGAGGCUCCUGGGGCACCGUGUGUGACGACAGCUGGGACACCAACGACGCCAACGUGGUCUGCAGGCAGUUGGGCUGUGGCCGGGCCACGUCGGCCCCAGGAAAUGCCCGGUACGGUCAGGGCUCAGGGCCGAUCGUCCUGGACGACGUGGGCUGCUCGGGGCACGAGACCUACCUGUGGAGCUGCCCUCACAGUGGCUGGAACACACACAACUGUGGACACAGCGAGGACGCCAGUGUCGUCUGCUCAGGAACUGAAUCAGGUUUGGCCCUGAGGCUGGUGAAUGGAGGUGACAGGUGUCAGGGCCGGGUGGAGGUCCUGUACCGAGGCUCCUGGGGCACCGUGUGUGAUGACAGCUGGGACACCAACGACGCCAACGUGGUCUGCAGGCAGCUGGGCUGUGGCCGGGCCACGUCAGCCCCAGGAAAUGCCCGGUACGGUCAGGGCUCAGGGCCGAUCGUCCUGGACGACGUGGGCUGCUCGGGGCACGAGACCUACCUGUGGAGCUGCCCUCACAGUGGCUGGAACACACACAACUGUGGACACAGCGAGGACGCCAGUGUCGUCUGCUCAGGUUGGUCUCAAAUAAGCUGCGUGUCCCUCUCUGGGGAUUGGUGGCGUCCAUCAACUCCAACCACGGAAAGCCCCUCUUCAAGUUGUGGCGGCUUCUUAUUCAGUGCCAGUGGGACAUUUUCCAGCCCAUCCUACCCUGGAUACUACCCCAACAAUGCCAACUGUGUCUGGGAAAUACAAGUGAACUCCAGCUACCUCAUCAACCUGGGCUUCAAUAGUCUGCAGUUGGAGAUGCACAGUAGUUGCAGGUUUGAUUAUGUUGAAAUCUUUGAUGGAUCAUUGAGCAGCAAUGUUUCGCUGAGGAAAAUUUGUAAUUACACCAGGGAUAUAUUCACCUCUUCUUACAACCGAAUGACUAUUCGAUUUCGAAGUGAUGUCAGUAUCCAAAACACCGGCUUUUCCGCUUGGUAUAACUCCUUUCCAAGAGACGCCAGCUUGAGAUUGGUCAAUUGGAACUCCUCCCGUCCUGCAUGUGCCGGGCGUGUGGAAAUUUACCACGGUGGCCAGUGGGGAACAGUGUGUGAUGAUAACUGGGGCAUUCAGGAUGCCCAGGUGGUGUGCAGACAGCUGGGGUGUGGCUAUGCAGUAUCAGCCCCAGGAAACGCCUAUUUUGGCUCCGGCUCUGGCCCCAUCACCUUGGAUGACGUGGAGUGCUCAGGGGUGGAAUCUAACCUCUGGCAGUGCCGGAACCGAGGCUGGUUCUCCCAUAACUGUGCCCACCGCGAAGACGCUGGGGUCAUUUGCACAGGAACCUAUACAACCACACCUGAUCCUGUUUACAACCUCACCCGCCCAGCCACAAAUUACACCUGCGGAGGCUUCCUGUCCCAAUCUUCAGGGAGCUUCUUCAGCCCAUUCUACCCUGGGAACUAUCCGAACAACGCCAAGUGUGUGUGGGACAUUGAGGUUCAAAACAACUACCGUGUGACUGUGGUCUUCAGAGAUGUCCAGCUUGAAGGCGGCUGUAACUACGAUUAUAUUGAAGUGUUUGACGGCCCUUACCACAGUUCCCCUCUGCUCGCCCGGGUUUGUGAUGGGGCAAGGGGCUCCUUCACCUCGUCAUCCAACUUCAUGUCCAUUCGCUUCAUCAGCGAUGGCAGCGUCAUGAAGAGAGGGUUCCAGGCUGACUACUACUCCAGUCUUUUCAAUGGGAACACAAAGCUGCUUUGCCUGCAGAAUCACAUGCGAGCCAGCGUGAGCGUGGGCUACCUCCGGUUCCUGGGCUACUCUGCCAGAGACCUUGUCAUUCCCGGCUGGAACAGGAACUACCAGUGUCAGCCCCAGAUUACUUCGAGCCAGGUGACCUUCACAGUUCCCUACUCCGGCUGUGGCACCACCCAGCAGGUGGAUAAUGAUACCAUCACCUACUCCAACUUCCUCAAAGCAGCUGUUUCGAGUGGCAUCAUCAAGAGGAGGAAGGACCUCCACAUUCACAUCAGCUGCAAAAUGCUCCAGAACACCUGGGUUAACACGAUGUACAUUGCUAAUGACACCCUCGAGGUCAAGAACAUACAAUACAGCAAUUUUGACGUGAACAUUUCCUUUUAUACAUCCUCUUCAUUCUUAUAUCCCGUGACCAGCAGCCCAUACUAUGUGGACCUGAACCAGGAUUUGUACCUUCAGGCUGAAGUCUUCCAUUCUAACGCCUCCCUGGCCUUAUUUGUGGACACCUGUGUGGCGUCACCACAUCGCAAUGACUUUACAUCUUUGACUUAUGAUCUCAUCCGGAGUGGGUGUGUGAAGGAUGAAACCUACCGAUCCUACCGCCAGCCCUCACCCAACGUCCUCCGCUUCAAGUUCAGUUCCUUCCACUUCCUGAGCCGCUUCCCUUCCGUGUACCUGCAGUGCAAGAUGGUCGUGUGCAGGGCGUACGAUGCCUCGUCCCGCUGCAGCAGAGGCUGCAUUGUGAGGGCCAAGAGGGGCGUGGGCUCCUACCAGGAGAAGGUGGAUGUCGCCCUGGGACCCAUCCUGCUGCAGGUCCCGCACGCUGAGAAGAGGAGCCUGGACCGGCCAGAGGUUGACCUGGAAGAGGAGGCCAGCGCCCAGGGGAGCUACCACAGUGCCACCAUCCUUGCUGGGGUCUUCCUGGUUGUGCUCUUGGCUGUAGCAGCCUUCGCAUUGGGGAGGAGCACCCGUGCUGCCCGUGGCCAGCCUCUGAGCUCUAGGAUGUGA